GUCGGGCGCAUGAAGAUCGAGCUGUUCGCGGACGUGGUGCCCAAAACAGCUGAGAACUUCAGGCAGUUCUGUACGGGGGAGUUCAGGAAAGAUGGUGUCCCUAUAGGUUACAAAGGGAGCACUUUCCACAGGGUAAUAAAGGAUUUCAUGAUCCAAGGAGGUGACUUUGUCAAUGGGGAUGGCACAGGAGUAGCCAGUAUAUACAGGGGCCCUUUUGCAGAUGAAAACUUCAAGCUGAAACACUCUGCUCCUGGGCUGCUCUCUAUGGCAAACAGCGGCCCCAGCACCAACGGCUGCCAGUUCUUCAUCACGUGCUCCAAGUGUGACUGGUUGGAUGGAAAACAUGUUGUGUUUGGUAAAAUUGUGGAUGGGCUGCUGGUUAUGAGGAAGAUUGAAAAUGUGCCCACAGGUCCAAAUAACAAGCCCAAGCUGCCAGUUGUCAUCUCUCAGUGUGGGGAAAUGUAG
Molecule: messenger RNA, 465 nt
Organism: Chaetura pelagica (chimney swift)
Lineage: Eukaryota; Metazoa; Chordata; Aves; Apodiformes; Apodidae
Gene: PPIH
Product: peptidylprolyl isomerase H (cyclophilin H)
Exons: 8
Coding region: 10-465 (151 amino acids)
Biological process (GO): protein folding; protein peptidyl-prolyl isomerization
Cellular component (GO): intracellular membrane-bounded organelle
Molecular function (GO): peptidyl-prolyl cis-trans isomerase activity
Source: RefSeq, a predicted model, not a curated record